AUGGGAGAUACUGCUACUAUUCAUAUUCCUCGAGUGAAGCUUGGAAGCCAAGGCCUAGAAGUUUCUAAGCUGGGAUAUGGAUGCAUGGGCCUCACUGGAGUAUACAACGAUGCUGUUUCAGAAGAUGUUGCUAUAUCUUUGAUCAAACAUUGUUUCAACAAAGGAAUCACUUUCUUCGAUACAUCAGAUGUUUAUGCAGCACAUGUUAAUGAAGUUUUGGUCGGAAAGGCACUAAAGGAUUUACCAAGAGAUCAAAUUCAGAUUGCUACAAAAUUUGGGAUUGUCAAAAUGGAAUCUGGUAAAGUUGUUGUAAACGGUAGUCCUGAGUAUGUUCGAUCUUGUUGUGAGGGUAGUCUUCGACGUCUUGGGGUGGAAUACAUAGAUCUGUAUUAUCAGCACCGGAUUGACACCACUGUUCCCAUUGAGGAUACUAUGGGAGAGUUGAAAAAGCUGGUUGAAGAGGGAAAGAUUAAGUAUAUAGGAUUAUCCGAGGCUAGUACUGAUACAAUCAGAAGGGCACAUGCUGUUCAUCCUAUUACUGCUGUUCAAAUGGAAUGGUCCCUUUGGACUCGUGAAAUUGAGCCGGAUAUUGUUCCCCUUUGCAGGGAACUUGGUAUUGGAUUAGUACCAUAUAGUCCCCUUGGCCGUGGAUUUUUCGGAGGCAAGGCUAUCACAGAAAGUAUACCUGCAACCAGUUUUCUGGCAAUGCAACCAAGGUUACAAGGAGAGAACUUGGACAAGAACAAGAUACUUUUUUCUCGGAUGGAAAAGUUGGCAGAGAAGCACGGAUGUACAUCUUCUCAACUUGCGCUUGCAUGGCUUCUUCAUCAAGGAGACGAUGUAGUCCCAAUCCCUGGAACAACUAAGAUAAAAAAUCUGGAAAGUAAUAUCGGUUCAUUUAAAGUGAAGCUCAACAAAGAUGAUUUGAAGGAGAUUGAAGAUGCUGUGCCAAUAUCAGAGGUGGCGGGGAGUCGUACUACCGAUGCUUUUGCUAAAUGCUCAUGGAAGUUUGCUAAUACUCCAACAAAAGCAUAG
This is a messenger RNA of Lathyrus sativus (Indian pea), 1035 nucleotides long. NCBI's taxonomy places the organism in Eukaryota, Viridiplantae, Streptophyta, Magnoliopsida, Fabales, Fabaceae. The record is from the annotation of a GenBank genome assembly.